AUCAUUCGCAUGGCUUCCUAUAAAUCUAUUUUAGACGGACUCCUUGAUUCAGUCUCAAAUAUUGUGGUGGCCAGGAUUCGCACCUUAAAAUAAACAUACAAUGAUUCAUCUUUGAAUCGAUUACCUGCUAGUAGUGAUACAAAGUUAUCAUUGCUUGGAGCAAAACAAUUUCAAACCCUUGCCAAUCAAGUUGAACAAUUUAUGUAGAGUAUUUCUCUAUCAUAUCAAUAAAGAGUUACUGAACGAAUUCAACCAAGAGUUGGAAGAACAAUACAAGCAUUCAAUCAAUAAGCAAUAUCAGAGACCGUUAACUGUAAAUUACAUAACUAAAUUAGGGCACUAAUGGUUAAGAAUGUCAACGAGAACAAAUAAAGGAGGAACAAGAAAAAGGUCUCGUCAUCAUGUUCCAUAAUAAGCAAUAGGAUGAUGGCGAAACUACUCUCAAAGUAAUACGAUACAUUUAAUACAGUUUAACCAUCUCAAAGAUUUCUUGUACUAUGAUAGCAAAAAGGCCAAAUAAGUGCAAAACCUAUCGAUUGAAUUCAAAUCAUAAGGCAUGACUGACAAUAACAUGGAACACUUUAUGAAAAAAUUCAUCCAAUUUUAUAACAUUGAACAUUUGAAGCUAAACUUAGGCUGGUACAAUUAUCCCAAUACCUCUAGCAACUCAUUGACUGUCGUUGGAGCUAGACAAUUAGCUGGUUGUUUCACCAAUCUGAAUCGCUUAUCAUUCAUGGAUGUUUCACUUUACAACAAUAAAAUUACAUGGGAAGGAAUCGAUGCUUUAAUGCAUGCUUUCAAACACCUAUACAAUUUAAAAGAUUUAAAUUUGGAUGUUUCCUGCAACCCAAUUGGAAACAAAGGAUUUGUAAUUGUUUCCAAAGCCUUGCCUGAGAUGAGGAGAUUACGCAAACUCUGGUUAUCUGCUUAUGAUAUUGGAGUUAACGAUGAAUCAUUUAAAAUAUUUAUAAAUGAAUUCACUAAAUUGCCUCCUUUGCUAAUAGCGAAGUUUGAUUUUAAAGUGUAAGAAUACCUUUCUAUUUUAGUAACCCUUUCAAUAAGAAAUUAACUCAAGAAUUGCAAAAGAUAAUCCACGAGAAAAAGAUUAAUAAUUACGAGAUAUUAGUAUGA
This is a messenger RNA of Paramecium octaurelia, 1131 nucleotides long. Lineage: Eukaryota; Ciliophora; Oligohymenophorea; Peniculida; Parameciidae. The record is from the annotation of a GenBank genome assembly.